Molecule: messenger RNA, 2226 nt
Organism: Drosophila guanche
Lineage: Eukaryota; Metazoa; Arthropoda; Insecta; Diptera; Drosophilidae
Product: phospholipase A1 member A
Exons: 3
Coding region: 19-2127 (702 amino acids)
Biological process (GO): lipid metabolic process
Molecular function (GO): lipase activity
Source: RefSeq, a predicted model, not a curated record
GAACCAUUUAAAUUUUCCAUGCGAACGAUGAGAUUGUGUUUUCUUUUGCUGGUCUGCGUGAUAGCAGUGAAUGCCUGGCCCAUUGAGGAUCUGUCGCGGCGCGUGAGCGGCGGCAAUGGCUGGUAUGUGCCCCAGACGGACGGCUCCCUGCGCUGGGUGGGCAGAUUGGAGGGCGAACGAGAGUUGGCUCACUACGAGGCACAGGAGGCGAUCAUGGGUCGCCUGUCCACGAACACGGUCAACUUUUAUCUGUACACGCUGAGGAAUACCAACACGGGGCAGCAGAUCAAGGCGACUCGUGCCUCCAUUGAUGCCUCCAACUUUAAUCCCGAGAAUCCCACGAGGAUCACCAUUCACGGCUGGAAUGCCAACUACAAGGAUGGUGUCAACAGGAAAAUUGCCUCCGCCUGGUUCCAGAAGGGAGACUACAACAUGAUUGCCGUCGAUUGGGUGCGUGGCCGCUCCGCGGAGUACGUCUCUUCCGUUUCCGCUGCCCCUGGUGCUGGCAAGAAGAUCGCUGCGCUGAUCGAUUUCCUGGUGGGGGAAUACGGCAUGUCCCUGGACACCCUCGAGGUGGUGGGCUUCAGUCUGGGCGCCCACGUUGCCGGACACACUGCCAAGCAGGUCAAGUCCGGAGAUGUCGGCAAGGUUGUGGGUCUGGAUCCUGCCAUGCCGCUGAUCAGCUACAGCAACACCGCCAAGCGUCUGUCCAGCGAUGAUGCCAAAUAUGUGGAGUCCAUCCACACAGCUGGCGGCACCAUGGGCUUCACCAAGCCCAUUGGCAAGGCUGCCUUCUACGUGAACGGUGGCAAGUCGCAGCCGGGCUGCGGCCUCGACAUUGCCGGAAGUUGCGCCCACACCCGCGCCGUCACCUACUACGUCGAGGCUCUGCUGUGGAACAACUUCCCCACCAAGCGUUGCGACUCCUACAAGGCGGCCAACAAGAAUGCCUGCGGCGACAAGUACAGCUCCGUGCUGAUGGGCGCCACAGUGAACAUAUUCAUGGCCGAGGGCAUCUUCUAUGUGCCCGUGAACAAGCAGUCGCCCUUCGGUCUGUUAGAGCCGUUGGAGGAGUCGACAACUGUGGCACCUGCCAAGCCCACAACUGUGGCUGAUGAUUCCACAACUGCUGAGGAUUCCACAGCCGCCGAAGAUUCGAGCACUGUUACUUCUGCAGAAGAUUCCACCACCGCAGCCCCAGAGGAAGGAGAAGAUGACUCUUCCACCGCUGCCCCUGAAGAUGAUUCUACCACUGACGGUUCAGGGGAUUCUACAACCGCUGCCCCAGAAGACGACUCCACCACUUCUGCACCAGAAGAGGGAGGAGAUGACUCCACCACCGCUGCAGCCGAAGAUGAUUCCACCACUGCAGCACCAGAGGAAGAUUCCACCACGGCAGCACCAGAGGAAGAUUCCAGCACUGCUGUCACAGAGGAUGGAGAAGGUAAUGAUUCUAGCACAGCUGCACCUGAAGAUGACUCCACAAAUGAGGCUUCAGAAGAUGAUUCAACCACUGCUGUCACAGAGGAAGAUUCUACCACCGAAGCCCCAGAGGAAGAUUCCACUACUUCUGCACCCGAGGAAGAUUCUACCACUGAAGCUUCAGAGGAAGAUUCUACCACAGCUGCACCUGAAGAUGACACCACCAACGCUGCUCCUGAAGAAGAUUCCACUACUUCUGCACCCGAGGAAGAUUCUACCACAGCUGUCACAGAAGACGGAGAAGAGGACUCUACGACUGCUGUCACAGAGGAAGAUUCCACCACUGAAGCCCCUGAGGAAGAUUCUACUACAUCUGCCCCAGAGGUAGAUUCCACCACAGCUGAACCCGAAGAAGAUUCCACCAGUGACGGCUCAGAGGAAGAUUCCACCACAGCUGAACCCGAAGAAGAUUCCACCACCGCUGUCACAGAGGAUGGUGAAGAUGCUUCAACCACCGAAGCUCCUGUCACAGAAGAUCCGACAACAACGACAGCCGAAGACAUCAACACACCGAUAACCGAUACCCCUGGAGAGCGUCCCUCAACCGAUGGCCCCGCAGAUAACGAUAACGAUGUCUCGGGCAAGACCAAGAACAUUUACAUUUUCAACUUGUUCCUGAUAAACGUCAAAGUCAACCAAAAGUAAGACUAGACCGUUCCUAACCUAACCAAGUGAGCCCUGAACCGUGGGCGUGUUUCAUUCAACAAUAAAUCCAAAAGCAACAUGCCGAACAUUUCCACAUAA